Molecule: messenger RNA, 1177 nt
Organism: Danio rerio (zebrafish)
Lineage: Eukaryota; Metazoa; Chordata; Actinopteri; Cypriniformes; Danionidae
Gene: drd4b
Product: dopamine receptor D4b
Biological process (GO): adenylate cyclase-inhibiting adrenergic receptor signaling pathway; signal transduction; G protein-coupled receptor signaling pathway
Cellular component (GO): plasma membrane; membrane; synapse
Molecular function (GO): dopamine neurotransmitter receptor activity; G protein-coupled receptor activity; alpha2-adrenergic receptor activity
Source: RefSeq, marked provisional
GGAUCAAGAAGGACAAUGUCUGCGAAUAUCUCCAGCACACUUCAGCCCGCGCUCUUCACUUACAAUGUUCCCGCGCUCGUGUUUGGGAUAUUGCUUAUCAUUGUUAUCAUCUGUGGAAACGUGCUCGUGUGCCUUAGUGUUUACAAGGAAAAAGCCCUCAAGACGACGACAAACUAUUUCAUCGUGAGUUUGGCUGUGGCAGAUUUGAUGCUGGCAGUUCUGGUUUUACCCCUGUUUGUCUAUGCUGAGUUCCAAGGGGGUGUUUGGUCCUUGAAUGUGUCUGUCUGUGAUGGACUGAUGACCAUGGAUGUAAUGCUGUGUACCGCGUCUAUAUUCAACCUGUGCGCAAUCAGUGUGGACAGGUUUAUAGCCGUGUCCAUCCCGCUGAACUACAACAGAAAACAUGUUGACUAUCGGCAAAUUAUCUUACUGUCUGCAACCUGGCUGUUGGCGCUUGCCGUAGCAUCUCCUGUCAUCUUCGGAAUAAACAAUGUUCCCCAAAGAGACCCCAGUGAAUGCAAACUCGAGGACAACAAUUAUGUGGUGUAUUCAUCCGUCUGCUCCUUUUUUAUCCCGUGCCCCAUUAUGCUCAUGCUGUACUUUGGGAUGUUCCAUGGUUUGCGCAAGUGGGAAGAAACACGCAAAGCCAAACUGAGGAACAGUAUCCAGGCCUGCCGGAGUUUACAGCACGCUGCGGUGGCUGCUGCUCUCCCGCCAUUAGGGGCUUUGCCUGCAUCUCUGCCCCGGGUCAUUGAGAGGGAUUUGGCCCAGUCUAGUCUUGAAGAACUUGACGACUUCACUCAGCCCGUUUGCCCCUUCCCACCAGAGUAUAAGAACAGCACGAUACAAACUGUGGCCUACUCUGACAUUCAAUAUGGCCAAAAAACCCAGAGAAAGAAGAGGGCGAAGAUCAAUGGAAGGGAGAGAAAAGCCAUGAGGGUUUUACCUGUUGUUGUGGGUGUUUUCCUCUUCUGCUGGACUCCUUUCUUUGUGGUUCACACCACUCGAGCUCUGUGUGAAUCCUGCCACAUCUCUUCAGACCUGAUGAGCACAGUGACAUGGCUGGGUUAUGUGAACAGCGCUCUCAACCCAAUUAUCUACACCGUCUUCAACACCGAAUUCAGGAAAUUCUUCCGAGGAUUUGUACCGCGCUGCUGCUGCUGACAUCCACCAUAAA